Molecule: messenger RNA, 4921 nt
Organism: Procambarus clarkii (red swamp crayfish)
Lineage: Eukaryota; Metazoa; Arthropoda; Malacostraca; Decapoda; Cambaridae
Product: sodium-dependent phosphate transport protein 2B
Biological process (GO): sodium-dependent phosphate transport
Cellular component (GO): membrane
Molecular function (GO): sodium:phosphate symporter activity
Source: RefSeq, a predicted model, not a curated record
CUCAGGCACUGUAAACGGUGUUAGUGUUGUUGCAGUCCUCGACUGUGUACCGGCAGUGAAAGACGCUACCUCUGGACACUUGUGUUCACUUCUCGACGCCAUGGUGGCUCUAAACCAGGACCCCCCACCCUACCCUAUUCAGCAGUUGUCGAAUGGUGUGGUGAACGUGGCCUUCAGCAGCGAUGGCCUGUCGAGGGUGGCGGAGAAGGAGCGAGAGAGCCAGGUGAAGCAGGAGGCGGCCGAGGAGGACCCCUGGGCCGUCACUGAACUACAGAUCGACGACGGUGUCAAGUGGGAAGACCUGACGGGGACGCAGAAGGUGAAGAGGGUCCUGAUUAACAUCUCCAAGGUGGUCCUCGUCCUGGGCUUCCUCUACCUCUUCAUCUGCUCCCUCGACUUCCUCUCUUCAUCCUUCAGACUCAUCGCUGGCAAGACUACAGGUGAUGUGAUGAACAACCAGUACGUGAAGAACCCUGUGGUGGGCCUGAUGAUCGGCAUCCUGGUGACGGUCCUCGUCCAGUCCUCCUCAACCUCAACCUCCAUCAUCGUCUCCAUGGUGUCCGCUCAGAUUCUGGAUGUGCACACAGCCAUUCCCAUGAUCAUGGGCUCCAACAUAGGCACCUCCGUCACCAAUACUAUCGUCUCCCUCACGCAGGUUGGUGACCGUAAUGAGUUUCGUCGCGCCUUCGCCGGAGCUACCGUCCAUGACAUGUUCAACUGGCUCUCAGUCAUCACCCUCCUCAUCAUCGAAAUCGCUACAGGCAUGUUGGAGAAAAUAACCACGGCCAUGGUGUCGGAUCUCGCCUGGGUCAAAGGUGGUGGAGAGAUCAAGAUGCUCAAAGUCAUCACUGACCCAUUCACCAAACUCAUCAUACAGUUGGACAAGGACGUGCUGACGGCUUGGAGCACAAAUCAAGGGGCUUUGGUUAACGAGACUUCACUCGUGAAGAAGUACUGCAAGAAAUCGUGUAUGGUGUUUUCCUCCACCAGCGAGCCAGUAGCCAGCAGCACCGCCCUGGCGGCUUCCACAACCGCCCUGGCGGCCUCCACAACGGCUGCUGGAUGUGUCAAAGUGGCUGUUCCCAACUCGUGUCACUUCCUCUUCUAUCAGACCUCGCUUACGGAUGCACAAGUGGGCAUCAUCCUCCUCAUUUGCUCCCUCCUCAUCCUGUGCUCGGCCCUCAUCGCCAUAGUCAAGAUCCUCAACUCCAUGAUGAAAGGCAAGAUGGCUGUGAUCAUCAAGAAGACCAUCAACGCCAACAUCCCCUACCUUCCCUGGCUUACAGGGUACAUCGCUAUCCUGGUGGGCGCUCUCAUGACCUUCGUAGUGCAGUCUUCCUCUAUAUUUACCUCCACACUCACACCUCUCAUUGGGAUCGGAGUGAUCACGGUGGAGAGGUCGUAUCCCCUGACCUUGGGCAGCAACCUGGGCACCACCACUACGGCUCUUCUGGCAUCUAUGGCUGGAGAGGGAGACGGCCUCGUCUAUGCCAUCCAGAUCGCGCUCGUCCAUCUCUUCUUCAACAUCUUCGGUAUCCUGUUCUUCUACCCGAUCCCCUUCAUGAGGUUCCCCAUCCCGCUGGCCAAGCGCCUGGGCAACACCACAGCCAAGUACCGCUGGUUCGCCGUCCUCUACCUCAUCAUGAUGUUCUUCCUCGUGCCUGGGUUUGUCUUCCUCCUCUCUCUAGGAGGGAGUUUAGCCAUGUAUAUCGUCGGUCUGCCUCUGGCAAUCAUCCUUGUUCUUGCAGUCAUCAUCAACAUUCUUCAAAGCAAAAAGCCCAGUAUCUUACCAAGCUUUUUGCGGACGUGGAAUUGGUUACCGAAGCCCCUACAUUCACUCCAGCCCUACGAUGCCUGCUGCCUGGCUCUGCCUUGCUGCAAAUCUUGUCGUAUUUCAGAAAGCGAAAGCAACGACUUGCAAAGAGUUGAAGUCAACAAGAAUUCUGGAUUGGAAAACAAAGCUUUCGAGGGCACUGAUACUAGGUUUUAAACUGGUUGAUUCAGUAUUGUAGCGAGUACUGCCAUGGCAGCAGGCUUAUUGGUGGUGGCUAAUGCCAUGCCAGUAGGCCUACUUUUGGCAACUAUUACCAUGGCACUAAUGGUUGAAUGUUAAUGCCAGGCCGGUAUUGGUGGCAAGUGCCAUGACAGUACUGCUGGUACGUCCUGCCAUGACAGUAUUUCUAUUCCUUUUAUAUUUUCUCUACAUUCCAUUCAAACGAAUAUUGUGCCUAAUUAUUCGCGUUGCAAAUCUCCUUUUCUGAACUGUUGUACUUAAUUCUCAUCAUUUGUCAUGCUUUAGUAUAAAUGUUUUAGCAUUAUACACAUGUUAAAGGUGCAACAUUUGGCUCCCCAAAAAAAGGUUAACGUCAAUGGUUGUGUACUUUUCUGCCCCUGAUCUCUAUUAUUAUUACUAUUAGUCAAUAAUGGGAGCUAAUAGACAGGCACUAGAUCUCUAGGAAUUCCACCUCGUCAAAGACAUACGCUGCUGUCCUUAAGUGAUAUGUCUCGAACCUGCUGUCUGCAUCUUCUUGGUCCUUCAAGGGUACUUGCAGAUUAUUAUUAUUAUAUUUGAUUUCUUAAUGAUCCAGAUAUUCCGGGUCUGGUUUUACACUGAAGGCUUAUUUAUUGUUUUUUUUACUAUUAAAACAUGUUAUUUUUUUGUUAGGUCAUUUUCAUCCAAACAUAUUUUCGUUGUCUUCAUUAUCACUCAUCAUCAUCAACAUUAUCAUUACAAUGUACCACAAGGAUGUUGCAUUCACAAAUCGUAUGAUGCAAUAAAUAUAUAUUGUUUUAAUCAUCGUAACCAGAUUUGACACGUGAGAAGCAAAAUUUAAGAAGAGUUGUUUAACAUAUCAGAAUUCAAACAUUAUUUAGGAUAUUUUUUGGUAUUAUCUGACUCAAUAAUUCUUUAUCUGACACAUUAUUUGUAAAAAAUAAUUCUUUUUAGCUAUCUAUACAUACUUCAACUCGUAUUUUCAUACUGAUAUCUCUUGUUAAUGAAGGAAACUACAAUUUUGUUUCUCACAUAAAUAAAGAGUUAAAAAAAUGCAAUGACCUUUUCACUUUGAAGUUGAACUUAGGUCCUUGUCUUGCAAGGUAAUCAUUAAAGACUUAGGUACCUGAAUAGUCACAGUUUUAUAAUUCCUAUCCAGAUUCGUGUUGCAUUUGAUGUUUAUACAAGUCUAUAGCGUGGCACAGUGGAUGAUGUGAAGGUCACUUUCCCAGUUGGUUAAACACCGUUGUGGUCAGGUCAGUAGUUGGUGGGUGACCACGCUGAUUGCUUCGACUUGGACUAUGGGAGGGAGGGGGCCUUGGUAAGCCUGUCCCCUGAUAGUUGGGAUACCUUUAUUAGCUGCGAACCCAGUUCUUAUGCAUUUCGUUUGGCUUCAAUGUUUUAAUGAUCAACAUGUAUAUGUUCAAACUUCAGGCUUCACCAACUUUGCAUUUGUGUUGUAAUUCAUACCAUUUAAGUUUUGUAGGUGACUAUUUGCAUGAUUUUCUCGUGAGCUGAUUUGCAUGGCACUGUAAUGUAUAUUAAGAUUUUCUAAAUAGCACGAGUCGUUGUUUUAAAACACGCAGUGAGGCCGACCUUUUCACUACCUUUCUCUCUCACAACUUUCUGUGAUGAGCUUAUAAAUACAACUUGUAUAUGCACAGCUGAAAUUAUAUUAUGUAUGGACAUGCACAGUAUUCAGUUUGCAUACCGCUUGUCCAACAUAUGUACUGUGCAGACAUAUGUUGGUGCAGAAUAUUCACAGUAUAUGCAUUGUCAAAGACGUAAACGCGUGUAUAACAUAUACACCUUAAGAGAUAUACUGUAUGUACAGUAUAUACUCUCCAAGACGUAUGCUGUAUGCAUGCAAGCACGAGGAAAUACACUCGUAGAUCAAAAGGUUAACGGUGUCAAUUAUUUUAUUAGAAGCAGUAUAUUAAUAUAUUACUGUAUUUUAUGUUUUUUCCUGUAAACACACGCAUUUAUAAAUACAUGAGAAUCUGUAGAAAGAUCGCAAUACAGUUUUGUUUAUAUAAUGCAGUAUGUAAUAUAACAUUUAUAAUUACAGCAUGCAAUACAGUAUUGCAUUAAUAAUUAGUCUAUCAGUAGGUUUUGUUUUAAUUACAGAAUGCCAUACAGUAAUGUAUGUAUAAUUGCAUAAUGCAAAACAGUAUUGUAUUUGAGUGUACAGUAUGCAACACACUAUUGUAUAUAUAACAACACUAUACAAAGCAAUAUUGUAUUGUAUUUACAGUAGGCAGUUGUUUGCUAAAGUCACAUUUUUCCCAUAGUCAUGUAUUCUGUGUAUGGUUAAUAACAGCCAUGAAUGUAACAAACAUAACAUUUCUCUACGAAUUUACACAAGUCAGCAUGUUAAAAAAAUACACCGUAGAUACUUUUUUAAUACAACAAAAACCCAGUAGGGUAGCUGCAUAAAUGCAUAUAUGUACCUGAGUAUGUCAAUACGAAGAGGAAAAACAAGCCAAGUUUCUCAUAAAACUGAACUCGUAACUCAUGACGGGCAAACUGUGUUUACAGUGAAUAUCGUUAUAAUUUACCAGGGAAGUUCAAUAUUAUCUGACAGCUACAAGGCCUUCUCGAGCUCAUAAUCCGUUUGUAGGUCAAGCCAUUAUUGAAGAAGGCUUCAGUAACAUCUCUCUCCUUGCUUUAUUAUGUCAGAUGUAAUUUGUAUACAAUUUUCUAAAGUUUCGAGUCUGUAAGUUGGUUGUGAAAGGAUAAAUGUAUCUACAACUAGCAAGGGUCUGAUGUUACUGGUUGCACCAAAGUGUAAUGUAUCAUAAAUGUCACGAGGCAUUUCGUUUUCUGGCAAGAUGUAUAUUUGUAGAUAUUGUGAUAGUAAAUGUAAAUAUUAGUAAAUACAUUAUUAAAAAAUUGAGCAAUUAAUGAUCUUAUAUUCAAUAAAAUGUA